AUAUUAUUGCCUGCCACACGUUAGUAUCGCGGACGACAAUGUGAAAAAAUUAACGCCGUUUUUUCAAACAACUUCCACUAACUAACAAUAUUUCUUUAAUUAAUAAAAAAUCACAAAAAAUUAAAUCUGUAAUUCAAGGAAUAAACAAACAUUUGCAGUUCACGAAAAAAAAAACUAACCAAAAUAAUUUUGGAUAAUUUUUUUUUAUAAAAAAUAAAACAAACAGUUGCCGAAAAUCCCCAUGAAAAUCCUUUGGAAUUAAAAACAAAAAUUUGGAAAAAAAAUAAACCAAGUCCGCGUAUACUUAAAAGAAUAUAAAUAAAGAAAAACAAAUUGGAAAAAUACAAAAUUUUGAAAACCAAAAAAAUCUUGUGUGGAAAAUCUUGAAAAACAAAAGGAAAAAAUCUUAACUCUUGACAAAAAUCAACAUCAUUAAGUGCGGGUUCUCAAAUUUGAAUGGCUUUUGAAAUUUGAUAUUCUUCGGCCAAUAAUCCUAUGAUUGAAAAAUAAAUAAAUUAAAAAAUGCAUCGCCAUGUUAGGGAAUGCAAAAAAAUCAUUUUCGAACAUUUUAAACCACAAAAAAGUGAAAUAAACACCACCUGAAAUUUGGAGAACAUAUAUACUCGUACAUCUAUAAAAUCGCCCAAAAAAAAGCUAAAUUGGAUUAAUCUUGUGUUGAAAUAAAAAAAUCGAUUAAAAUAUUCAGCAACAACAACAAUAUAUUUUAGUGUUCAUUGUGUCUAAACCACAAACUUUGAAAAAACAAAAACAACCAAAAACUCUACAAAUUCAAGUGCUGUGUUCUUUUAUACAAUCUAGAAACGAAAAAAACAACAAAAAAGAAAAAUCAAAUCCAGACUUCAACAAUCAACCAAUUGGGAUUAUCUAACAACAAUAACAGCAACAACAACUUGAUAUCUUCCAAAUACUUCAAAUUGUGCCGAAAAACCCCCCUCUCUUCAACAACCAACAACACGACGACGACACCACACCACUCUCGGGUUUUGGUGUUACUUGUUUUUCAUUUAUUUUUUUGUUUUGUAAUUUCGUUUUAUUAAAAUAAUUGUAAUUUUAUUUAACUAUAAAAUAUAAUACCAACGAGGCCUUUUCACACCCCAAAAAAAAAACUUUAAUCUUACACACACACACACAGAGGAGAGAUCGCGUCGAACAUCCAAAACCCGAUACCAAUCGUCAUUGCGCUAAUUGGAUUUCAACUUAAUUCUAUUUUAAUUUUUGGAGAAGCCGAUAUAACCCAGCUCUUCGACAACUGGAAAACAUCAACACUUUAACUUCGAACUCUACAACAGCUACAACAACUUUGAAAAUGGCGGAAGGCAAUGGCGAACUGGUAGAAGAUAUUAAUCAAAAAUCAGAAGAUCGUGGUGAUGGUGAAAGAACACAGGAUUACCCAAAACUGUUGGAAUAUGGCUUAGAUAAAAAAGUUGCCGGUAAACUUGAUGAUAUUUAUAAAACAGGUAAACUCGCCCAUGUAGAAUUAGAUGAACGCGCACUGGAUGCGCUCAAAGAGUUUCCGGUUGAUGGUGCCUUGAAUGUAUUAAGUCAGUUCCUUGAAUCAAAUUUGGAACAUGUAUCGAAUAAAUCUGCCUAUUUAUGUGGGGUUAUGAAAACCUAUCGACAAAAAAGUCGAGCCAGUCAACAGGGUGUACCGACACCAGCCACAACAGUGCAAGUUAAAGGACCAGAUGAGGAAAAAAUCAAAAAAAUCUUAGAACGUACCGGUUAUACUUUAGAUGUAACCACGGGCCAGCGCAAAUAUGGUGGACCACCACCCAAUUGGGAUGGUCCAGUACCAGGUAACGGUUGCGAGGUAUUUUGUGGGAAAAUACCAAAAGAUAUGUUUGAAGAUGAACUCAUACCCCUGUUCGAAAACUGUGGCACCAUCUGGGAUCUACGAUUAAUGAUGGACCCCAUGACCGGUACAAAUCGUGGCUAUGCAUUUGUAACAUUCACCACAAGAGAAGCUGCAUCGAAUGCCGUUAAACAGCUCGAUAAUCAUGAAAUAAAACCCGGCAAGUGUCUGAAAAUUAAUAUAAGUGUGCCCAACCUGCGCCUGUUUGUAGGCAAUAUACCCAAAUCAAAAGGCAAAGAGGAGAUUUUAGAGGAAUUUGGUAAAUUAACAGCCGGCCUUAUUGAAGUUAUAAUCUAUAGUUCACCAGAUGAUAAGAAGAAGAAUCGUGGUUUCUGUUUCCUUGAAUAUGAAUCACACAAAGCCGCUUCAUUAGCCAAACGGCGACUUGGCACUGGUAGAACUAAGGUUUGGGGAUGUGAUAUUAUUGUCGAUUGGGCAGAUCCACAGGAGGAGCCGGAUGAACAAACAAUGUCCAAAGUUAAAGUCUUGUACGUUAGAAACUUAACACAGGAUGUUACAGAAGAUAAAUUAAAGGAACAAUUUGAGCAAUAUGGCAAAGUUGAACGUGUUAAGAAAAUUAAAGACUAUGCUUUUGUGCAUUUUGAGGAUCGUGAUAGCGCUGUUGUGGCAAUGAGAGCAUUGAAUGGCAAAGAAGUUGGUGCUUCUAAUAUGGAGGUAUCUUUGGCAAAACCACCAUCGGAUAAAAAGAAAAAGGAGGAAAUAUUGCGUGCACGUGAACGCCGUAUGAUGCAAAUGAUGCAAGGACGUCCCGGUCUUGUAGGCUUUGAAACAUUGUCUCCAUACAGAAAUCUAUCACCAACACAUCCUGGCAUGAUACCCAUAGCUACGCCUAUGCGUUUACCCGGUGCUCCAAGGAUUCCGUUACGCACUUCAAUGCCCAGGGACUAUGAUUAUGAAUAUGACUUUUAUGGUUAUUCGGAUUAUCGCGGUGCCUAUCCAGAUUCUUAUUAUGAAGAUUUCUAUCGUACCUAUGAUGGAGAAUAUUUCUUUGAUUAUCCACCGGGCAGCGUGGCGCCAUUGCCACCCGGUGCCAUUGGUGGUGGGGGUCCUGUUGCCGGCGCCGCCGGUGGUUUGCCGAGAACAGCACGUACAAAUGUGGGGGUUGGCCGUGGGCGUGGAAUCACGGCGCGUGGCCGAACCGUUGGGCUCCGUGGCAACAUCAAUCGUCAGGGGGCCCCUCAAGCGGCGGUGGUGGCGGCGGCGGUGGCAGCUCAACGGGGGGCCACCGCUCAGGGGGCUCAGGCAGCAAUCGGGGGGGUCCGUGGGGUGGGACAAAUACGUCCCAGCGCUCGUGGCACUCAGCACGCCAAACCGCUACCAAAUUUACCAGCACCAGUCGGUAAACGUAAAUUUGAUGGAGGUCACCAAAAUCCAGCAGACAUUAAGCGACGUUACCCAGGCGGUUUAAUAGGAAAUGGCGGCAGUUGGGGCAGUUUACCACUACCACAACAACCAUUAGGCACUAAUGGCGAACAAUGGUAUACGGAUACGUUUUCUGCAUGGAGUUAAAAAAAUAAAAAUAUUCAAAAAAUCAAUAAAUUAAUAACAAAACUCACACAAAAUUUUAUUUAAAAAAAAAAAAACAAAACAACAACAAAAUUUAUAACCCUCUUGAAAUUAUAUAUAUAAAUAUAUAUAAAAAUUAAUAUUAUUAUAAAAUUUCAUAAUAAUGGCUACAACAAUAAGAAGAAAACUUCACACAAUAAUUAUUAUAUUUUGUUUCUAGAAAACAACAACAACACAAGCAAUACGAUAGGCAACAAAACCAACAUGCAAAAACAAAUAUAUAACAACAUAACAGUACAUUUUUCUAUCAUUAAGCAAACGCAAAAAGUUGACAAAACAAAAAUUAGUAGGAAUUUGCAACACAAGAAAAUGGGAAAAUAUAAACACAGGCGUCCUCCUUUUAAAAAAGAUGGCAAAAGCAAACAUAUUUAAUUACAACAACAUAAUACAUUUUUAUUAUAAUCUCAAAUAAUAAUAAAAAAAUAACAAUAAAGUAGAAACCACAAAAAAUCAGCUUAAUUUUUAAUCCCAGAAAACUGUAUAAGAAACAAUUUUAAGCACUUUUUUAUAUUAAAGAAAUUAAAAAAAAAAAACAUUUUACACAAUUAAAGAAUGAAAAAAACAUUGUUUUUUAAACACACGUCUUAUCUUAUGAGUUGCAAAAGAGUAUAUUUUAUUACUUUGAAUUAUUUUGGUCUCAAUUGUUUUAAUUAACCUUUCCAUGAAAAAAAAAAAACUAACGAAAGAGAAAAUCAAUUUCAAAAAAAAAAAAAAAAAAUUCUAAGCAAAGCUUAACCAAAAAAAAAACCAACAAGACACACAAAAAGUAAAACAAAAUUUAUUUAUAUUUAAGACACAGCAAAAACACACACAAAUUAUUGACUGAAUUCAAAGAAAUUGAAUUAAAAAAACAACAAGGAAAAUUUUUUCAAUCAUAGGCAUUGAUCAUAAUUACAUUUUUAUAAACCCAAAAAAGAUGACAAGAAAAACAUAAAAUUUAACAAAAAAUAUUGAUAAGAAAGUUAAAAACAACUACAAAAUACCAAACUGAAGCUGUCAGAUAAAAAAUAAGCAAACAGUGGACUUUGUGUAAGGAAUUUGAGGGAAUGUUGACUUAACACAGAAAAAAUAACAAUAACGAAAGACAAAGAAAAUAUAAAGAAUAUUAACGUUUUAAUUAGUAUACAAUUAAGCAUUGCAAUAACAACAGCAAUGUAAAAAACAACAACAACACAAUUUGAUUGUAAAAUACUGGAUUACUGUUUCAAUUAUUUUUAUAUUUCCCCCAUUUCCCCGUUUUCUUUCAUUUUGUAAAACUACAGUAGAAAAUAAAACACCGUCCAGCCUCCCCCAACAACUAUCUUGAGAAAAAUGUUUCUCUAUUGUUUCCAAAAUAAACUCAAAAUCACUUGGCCUGGAUAUUUUUCAUGGUUGUCCUUAACAUUUAUAUCUGUCAGAAUUUUUAUUGAACUUUUGGUCCCAUCUAUCAUUGAAAUGUGCCUUAGAUUAAAUAUAAUUAUACGAAACAAAUGUUUAAUGAAUUUUCCAAUAUUGUAUCUAUUUUUUUUUUUUUUUUUUUGAAAUAACAUAUAAAAACACAAAUUUAAUUGAACUAAAAAAUUACGCUUUCCUAAAAGGCAUACAACAUUUAUUGCGCCUAAAACAAUGCAACACAUUUUUCACAUAAAGCAUGAAAUUGGUUGACUCAAAGUUAAAGAAUUAUAAUUAACUACUUUUUUAUAAUAAACUAGUUUUUAUACCCUACACCACAAAGUGGUCAGCGUAUUAUGUCUUUGUGCAUUUGUUUGUAACAGGCAAAAGAAAACGCGAUAGACCCAAAGUUCCUUUUGAUGAUAUGCAUAGAAUCUCAUUCUGAGACGAUUUAUGCAUGUCCGUCCGUCUGUCCAUGUAUUUUUGUAAACAAAGUACAUGUCGCAUUUAUUGCCCGAUCAAGAUGAAAUUUGCACAAGUCUUUUGUUUUGACCCAAGGGCGAACCCUAUUGAAAUUCCCAUAUAUAUCUUCGUCCGAUUUUUUAUUGCGCACCAAACGUGUAAUGUCAGGCCAAAUAGUAUGGAAUUUUGCACAUACUACCAAAUUAGGCCUGAAAAUAGUAUGCCAAAUUAUAUAAUAUAUCAAAUACAACUCAGAAAUUCCUUUGCUAAAUUUUAUCGAAAUCGGUUCAGAUAUGGAUAUAGCUUCCAUAUAUAUACAUAUAUUUUAUCCGAUUUGUUGAAUUUUUCCUUCACAGUGACAAUAUGCACUUCGUAGUAAUGAUAUUCGGGGAUAUAUAUUUUACAUUUUCCAAAUUUUAUCGAGAUCGGUUCAGAUUUGGAUAUAGCAUCCAUAUAUAUAUUUAUCCGAUUUCAAGUUAAUUGUGCACCAAAUGGGUAAUACAAGCCCGAAUUGAAAAGGCGCAAAUGCCUCGGCAAAUUUAGUAGAAAUCAAUUCAGAGGAGGAUAUUGCUCUCAUAUAUUAGUUCCUUUGGACUUUAAAUUAUAACAAUAAUCAUAGUUGGUAUGAUCUUAUUCUCACAAACUCCCCAUAAAAACGUGUUAUGUAAAGCUCUUCUAAAUAUGUAAAGUUGUGUAGGGUAUCAUAAAGUCGGCUCCGCCCGACUUUAAGACUUUCUUCACUGGUUUAUUAUUAAUAUUAUGCCUCAAAAUAUAUAAAAUAAGGGAGAAUUUGUAAAUGUUUUUCUAGAUAAGAAUUAAAAGAUAAAAAUUCAUUGUAUUUUGGUAAUGUCCAUAAAAAGAUAAUUUUUUUUUUUUAAUUGGGAAUUUUGAAACUGUUAACUUUUAUAUAAUUGAUUAGAAUCUAAGGCACACUAUUGAUUGUUUAUUUUUUCUUACUUUGUUUUUUACCAAAUUUGUUUUCUCUCAAAAAAAUAUAUAUAAAAUAAUUUCCGUUUUGUUCAAAAAACAUUGUGUGAAGCAUAGAAACCGUAAAUAAUAAAAAUCUAAAAUUAAAUUUUGAUAUAUAUAAAAUAACUAAGCCGUACUCAUUUGCAACGAAUUAAAAUACACAUCACAAUAAGUAAUCAGUUAAAAAUACAAACAAAUCAUAAAUAAUAAAAAAAAAUAUUUUCUUUUUUAACAAAAUAAACACGCAAAAUUUAUAAUUACAAAAUAAACAAAAUACAUACACAUUAAAAUAAUUAUUGUCAGAUAAACAAAUUAAAGAGAAAAACAAAUUUUCCAAUUAAUCUAUAGCCUUAAUUAAAAAUUAAAUUUAACACACAGACAUAUAUUUUAAAAAUAUAUAUAAUUUUAAGAUUUUAUCCAAAAUUAUAAAAUGACGUAAAAAGCAUUAAUUUCAAAACUACAGAAAUUGAAACACAAAAAACAACAUGAAAUCUAUAAAGCUCAAUUUGAUAAUAUUAAAAAAAAACAAUUCUUAUCAUCUAUCUCUCUACAACUAUAAUAUGAAUUGAGGAUUGGUAAAACAUUAGAUAUAUACACAUUAAAAUAAAUAAAAACAAAACUUUUUUAACUCCUUAAACAAAACGUAUCCUAUUUAAUCAUACAACAACAAAUAUAAAAUAAAGCAAAAAAUAACAAUUGCAUAUUAUAUAGAAACAAUAAAUACCAUUGUUUUAAGCCAUUUAAAUAGAAAUUUACCAUAGAAUCACAUAUAAAUUGAAAGUAAAGAAAUAUAAAAUUGAUUACAGAAACAAACACACAGUUACAUACACAUAACCAACCAACCAUACCGACAAAAAAAAAAAUCACACACAAAUAAAUACACAAUAAUUUUAAGAUUAAGAAUUUUUAACAACAGAACGAAAUUAACAAAAACAUGAAUUCAGUUUAAUUUUCUUUUUUUUUUAAUUAAGAAAACUUCAAGAAAAAUUCUGUAUUACAAAUAUUAUAAUAUAUACAACAUAUAUGGAAACUUAACAGUGAGAAUAAAAUGCCUAGAAAACCACAACCAACAAAAAUUAUUAAAGCGUUUAUAUAACAAAAUUAAAAAGAAAACAAAACAUAUAAAAUAAUAUUUACCAUUUUAAAAACACCAUGCUUUAAUUUUUUUGUUCAACAAAAAAAAUCAAAAUUAAUUCAAAACUCUUAACAAAUCUUAGUAUUUUUUUUCAAACUCUUCCCUCUAUAUCUUUAAGAAGAAAAGUUAGGGCAAAAAUAAAAGUAUAUGUUUUGACAAAUUCAAAGCAAAUAUAAAAAAAAUUAAUAAUAUUUUUAUAAGAAGUAACAAAAAACAAACAGAAUUAAAUUUAUACUCCUCUCCCCAAUUUAUAUACAAUUAAAUAAAUAGAUUUAUAUAUAAAGAAAAAAAAAUAAUAUAAUAUAAAACUCGUACUAAUCCCCCUAGUAAAAGAAAAAAACACAUUUUAAUAAAAGUUGUAAUAACACUUAAAAAGGCAAACAAUAUUGAACCCCCUUUUAUAAAUCUAAAGUAAGAAAUUGAAGUAAACUGUCAUAACUUCUGUUAAGCUCCUUCCUACUGGUUUGUUUUCCCUCUAAAAUUAUUAUUUUUAUUUUGUUUUUGUCAAAAGGCAACUUCAUCAGACCAACAACAAUAUUGUUUUUUAUAAAUUUUACUAAAAAAUUUGUAUAAAUUAUUUAAAUUAUAUUUUGAAUUGUUUAGAAAUUUACACUUUACCUGUUUUGUUUCCUUGUUACCCUUUUCGUUUGUAAAAAUUUUUGUUCUUUUUCUCUUUUGUUGGAGUUUGUUUUCUUAAAAGAGUUCUUUUCUAUAACGUUGCGAUUAUGGAAAAUAUCUAACGAACGGAUAAGGAAAAGGAAAAAAAGGUUUACUAAAACGAAAAAUUUAAUAAGAAAAAUCAAUUGACAAUAAGUUAAAGAAAACCUAGAAUAGAAAAUCUAAUGUUAUCUUUCAAAAUACUUUAAAAGCAGUGAAAAACUUUAUUGGCCUGUUUCACUAAGGUGAAUGAAAUACUCUUUUGCUUCCAAUUUUCUAAAAAGGUUAUUCGAAUCAAAAUUUGGAGGGUAACGUCAAUAUUUUGCUUCACUAGCUUGGAUUAUUCGACUUCAAGUAUGGAAGGUAAUUGACUUUUUCAUUAAAUGUAAAACUAUUGUUAAUUGGUCAUUGAACAAAGGAUUUUAAUUGAACUUUUAAAGAUGUUGUUGAUUGAUUUAUUUGAAUUAAAAAAUCUUUUAAUUUAUUUCGUUUUCCUUGUCCGCCAAAGUAAAGUUUUUUUGGUGACUUUACAACCCCAUAAAAAUAAUUGCAUAUAUUUUUAUUUAAUUAUUAUUUUUAUUAUUCAUUAUAAAAUUGUACUGAUCUUUUAUUUUUUUGUAUUUAACAAAACAAUUGGUUUUAAGUUUUUUAUUGUUACUUUUAUUACUAUUCUAAGUUUUUUUGUAAUUGUUUUUGUAAUUUAAGUUUGCGCAGUCAAAAAUAUUGGAAAAAAGAAAAAUUCGUUGUAAAAAAUUAUAAUAUUCUGUAAGGAUUUAAGACCAAUAUUUUUUUAAUGUUUAAAUUUACAUUUUAUUAAUAUAUAUUUUUGUUUGUAUAAUCAUUAGUAAUUGUAACCCUUAUUUGUUUAGCGAGAAAAAAAGAAUAAUUAUUUUGUUUGGGAAAAGAAAACGUUUGGCAAAUUUUUAAGAUUUAAGUAAAAAAAUUCAUGUCUCUUGAAUAUAUUAAUAUUUUAUAUAUACAUGAAUAUAAAAAAAAUAUAUAUUUUUUGUUUUUCUGUUUAAGUUUAAAUUUAGCAAAAUAUUUAACAACUUAUAUACAUUGUAAACAUUAAAAAAUAUAAAUUGUAAAUUAAACAAAAUUAAGUAAAAAUUGACAAAACGAAUCUAAAAACUAAAUGAAGUUGCAAAAAGCGUAAUAUUGAAAAAUAUAAUUGUUUUUUUUUUAAGUUUUAGUUAUUUUGUAAAGUUUUCUUUUUUCAUAUUUUUUUAAUAAUUAAAAUUAAUAUUAAAUUUAAAAAAUAAAAAUAUUGUAAGGUGAAAAAAUGCAAUCAGGCAAAUGACACAUGGACUGGACAUUUCAAAAAUCCUCAAAUGUUUUGAAAGCGCUAUCUUUAACUAGAUUCUACAUUCAAAACUGCUUGAUGAUAUUCACAUUCUAAAAUAUUUUCUUAUAACUUUUGAAAUCUUUUUAAUAUUUAAACCUAAAUUUACUUAAUUCCAUUGAAAUUCUCCACUCAGGAUUUAUCUACUUUUUAAAGAACUUCCUGAUAAUUCUUAUGGUUCAAUUUUCGGCAUUUUCAACAAGUUCACGGUUCGAUUGUUUAAAUCAAUUAAAUUAUAUUAUAUUUUUGCCACCUCCAUUUAUAAUGCAAAGCUUAAAGUACCGAAAUCUUAAAAUUCCAAUUUGGCUUCUUGAGCUGUCCCUCAUCAGCUCCUGUGGCAUUUGUGUUAAGGUAUGAACACAUCGUCAUAAACCAUUUCCCCGUCACCUUACAAUGUAUAUUUUUUAUAUAUAUAUUUUAUUUUCUUCUAAACAAAUUGUGAUUAAUAUUAUUUUAUAUAUGUAUACCAUCAUUUAAACAAAAUAUUUAAAAAAUAUAUCUUUAAAAUUGAAUACAAACAAAUAAUUAAAAAUUAUAUAUUGUGUAGACUCAUCAUCUAUUAGACUGCGUACGUAUAACAUAAAAAUCAACAACAAAAAUUGUAUAAUUAUUAAAAAAAAAUAAUUAAUUUAACUAAAUUAAUAUAAAAGAGUAAUUCUAUUGUAAAUGUAUCAUAUUAUAAAUUGGCAAAAUAAAGAAAAAAACAAUUGAAAUAUACACAAAAUAAAUUUGAGAAAAAAAAUAAACAAAGCAUCAACUAUUUUGGCUUUUUUUCUAAAUUGUUAUAUUUUUGGUUUUUUGUUUUCUAACAAAAUUCAAAAUUUUAUUGUUUUUCAAUAAUAUUGAAAAUUUAUCUUUUUGAAUAUUUUCCAGGUUGAAAUUUGGCCUUAAGAUCACAACAAAUCCAAAAACAAAAAAUCUCAUGUUUGGCUUCAAAUAUAAAACAAAACAAAAAAAUCAUAAACAAUAAAUCAAAAUCAAAACAAAAAGAAUGGCGUAUAUUUCAAAACAAAAUUCUUUCAUCUUCCUAACCCCAACAAACCAAACCCCCCAAUGUCAUGCAUCAUCAACAAGGUUCAACAAAAAAGAUAGUGUUUAGCAAAAAUCCAAACAAAGAGAAAAAGGACAAUAUUUUUUUUUUACUUUUGAAUUUUUCUAAUCAUGGAAAACACAAAGCAAGAGAACUUUUUCCAUAAUUUAUAGAAAUUGCCUUUUGUUUCAACUUCUUUAACAAAAAGAUAUAUAUAAUUUUAAGAAUAUUAAAUUUAAUUGACUUUUUUCUGUGUGUACUUUGUUUAAUUAUGUUUAAUUAAAAUCUAGGUUAUAAUUCUUUUUUAUAAUUAUUGUGUUUCUUUUUUUAAAAAAUACAAUAAUUUUAGUUACAUUUGUGUUAAUUUGUCAUGUCUCUAAGAUUAACCACUGAACUCUGCUCUGAUCAUAGAACAUGGAUAUCUGAGUAUGUAAACUCAAAAGAAAAUGAAGGUAAUAUAUUUAUUUAAUUGGGGAAUUUUUUUUUUAAAGAAAAGAGAAGGUAUUCGACUGUUUCUUUGUUAUUUCAUUUAAGGAAGUUUUUUUCCUUUAUUUUUUUAGAUAAAAUGUUUAGUUUAUUCAGACUAAAAUUCUAAAUCGGUUUAACGAUGUCCGUCUGUCUGUCUGUCUGUCUGUCUGUCGAAAUCACGAUACAACCCACGUUAUUUGACGUAGAGCGUCAAAAUUUAGCAGAACGAUUUCUAUUGUGUCUAGGACGGUUGGUAUUGAAAAUGAGAUAUAUGGGUCCACGUUCUGGUAUAGUCUCCAUAUAACGGUACCUCCCGAUAUUCGGUAUUUUGAUGAUUUUUGACACAUUUUUCACGGAUUUUUCUAAAAAUUGGUAUUUGUUAGUCAUAAUGGGUUCUAGCUCCGGUGGCGAAACAUUGUAUGUAUAGGUCCACGUUUUGGUAUAGCACCCAUAUAACGGUACCUCCCGAUAUUCGGUAUUUUGGUGAUUUUUGCCACAUUUUCCCAAGAAUAUGUCUGAAAAUUGGUAUUUGUGGGUCAAAUGUUUCCUUUACCCUAAGGUGUGGAGGUUAUUAAAAGUUCGGUCGGCCGAACUUAAUGUUUUUUUACUUGUUUUUUACAGUUUUACCUGAUUACUCAGGACAGAAAAUAUCUAUACAUUUAAAAAAAAAGAAUAAUUAAAAAUUCCCCAUAAAAAUGUGCCUUGAAAACGAGCAGGGAAAUUUCUUUAAAUAAAACGAUUCCUUUUAAGAAAUAAUUUUAGAUUAGAAGGAGAAAUUAUUCAAAAUCGCUCGGAAUUGUUUAAAAUAUUUUAUUGAAAUCUUUUGGGGUAGUGAAUCAUUCAACACAUUGUUGUUUGAACAGAGUUUGUGGUUAUUCUUAGUAAUGAAAAACAUGAUAAAUUUUAAAGAAUCACACUAUAUAUGAAUAAUUAAUUUACAAUAGUUCGAUUUUAUAAUACUAUAUACUUACUUUUGUUUUUUUAUUGUUUUUUUUUUUAUUUUUCAUCAACGCUUUUUUAUAUAAUUUUAAUAUUUUUAGUAUAAAAAAACUGGAAAAAAUGAAAUACCUUUUGUAAACCGUAAGCAAUUUUAUUGUCGACAAAAUGCUUUCACAUUGCAAUAGUAAGAGACAAGAAAAAUAUUCCGAUAGAAAGAAAUGUGUUAAAAAUUUAUUAAAACGAAGAAGAUGAAGAAGCAUACUAUUAUUUGCAUGUAAUGUGUGGAUGAAAAUAAAAAACAGAUAAUUAAUAAUAAGAUUUAAAACAAUAUACAGAUUUAACAAACAAAAUAAACCGCUUAAAGUAACGUCGCUCUUUUCCAAACAACCAUCAAACACCAACAACAACCAACAAAUAGCAACAACAAACGUCAGUCAACAACAACAACAACAUUAAACCACCACCAUCAAUUCAAUUUUUUUUAUUGGAAUAAUUUGUUUUCAAAAAAUGAAGUAAAUCAACAACACAAACUCAAAUAACAACUGAAAAUAGCCAACAAACAAACUCAACAGCAACAAAAACAACACCUGCAACAUGUAGAACGAAUUACAUUGAUUUAACUAUUUUUUGUUUUAUACCAUAUUGUACUUUUAUUUUUUUGAAACUGAAACACAUUUUUUUGUAGAAAAUCUUAAGAAAGAAAAUUAUUGCAAAACAUAUUCAG
Musca domestica (house fly) is the source of this 12557-nucleotide messenger RNA. RefSeq names its product heterogeneous nuclear ribonucleoprotein R (gene Syp). Gene Ontology annotation, molecular function: mRNA binding. The record is from RefSeq and is a predicted model, not a curated record. Bases 1328 to 3403 code for a protein of 691 amino acids. The transcript is spliced from 14 exons. Lineage: Eukaryota; Metazoa; Arthropoda; Insecta; Diptera; Muscidae. Gene Ontology annotation, cellular component: ribonucleoprotein complex; nucleus.